Molecule: messenger RNA, 1960 nt
Organism: Xenopus tropicalis (tropical clawed frog)
Lineage: Eukaryota; Metazoa; Chordata; Amphibia; Anura; Pipidae
Gene: steap3
Product: STEAP3 metalloreductase
Exons: 5
Coding region: 183-1796 (537 amino acids)
Cellular component (GO): endosome membrane; endomembrane system
Source: RefSeq, a predicted model, not a curated record
GGUGCCAGUAAAUGGGUGGGUGCCAGUGGGCGGUGCCACCCUACUGAUAAACACACAAUGCUGCUCACACAACUCAGCAAGGGAAGGGUUAAACUAAGGGUAAUAUAGGGAGGGGCAGAGUGAGGGUGUGAGAGGCAGAUUGUCCCACUCUCCCCUCUGUCACUGGGGCAGGAGGAGGCCAAAUGCAAACUGGGCCCGGAAUUACUGAUAUGCCGGAGUCGGACAUGGCCAGGCCGCUGCUGGAGAGGGAUCAUGGAGGUUCUGUUGGCCCCUGGGGGCCCAGUUCUGGGGGGACCGUUGGAAUAUUGGGCACCGGGGACUUUGCCCGCUCGCUGGCCACGUGCCUCCUGUGCUCGGGGUUCAAGGUGGUGGUUGGGAGCAGGAACCCAAAGCGCAAUGCGGGAAUCUUCCCCGCAGAGGCGGAGCUAAUGUCUCAGGAGGAGGCGGUGAAGAGGGCGGAGCUGCUGUUUGUGGCCCUGUACAAGGAACAUUACUGCACCCUGAGGAGCCUGGCGGGGCCCCUGGCACAUAAGAUCCUCAUUGACGUCAGCAACAACCAGGAAGUGAACACCAAGGGGGAAUCCAACGCCGAGUACCUGGCCUCCCUCUUCCCCCACAGCACCGUGGUCAAGGGCUUCAACGUGGUGUCGGCGUGGGCCCUCCAGUCUGGGCCCAAAGAUGGCAACAAGCAGGUUCUGCUCUGUUCCAAUUGCCCAGAGGCAAGGAGCCACGUGGCCGGUAUUGCCCGGAGCUUGGGCUUUACCCCCGUGGAUAUGGGAAGCCUGAGUUCCGCCCGGGAAAUCGAGAACAUUCCGCUGCGGCUCCUCCCCUUCUGGAAAGUUCCGCUGGUUCUGGCGCUCGGCCUCUUCCUGUUCUUCUACCUGUACAACUUUGUGCGGGCCGUGCUGCACCCCUACCUGAUAGAGAACCAGAACAAGUUCUACAAGAUGCCCCUGGAGCUGCUGAACAUCACCCUGCCCUGCGUCUCCUACGUCCUCCUGUCAUUGGUGUAUGUGCCGGGGGUCCUGGCCGCCUUCUACCAACUGCGCCGCGGCACCAAGUACCGGCGCUUCCCCCAUUGGCUGGAUCAGUGGCUGCUCCACAGGAAGCAGAUCGGAUUGGUCAGUUUCUUCUGCGCCUGCCUACACGCGCUCUAUAGCCUGAGCCUCCCCAUGCGCCGCUCCGCGCGCUACCUGCUCAUCAGCGACGCCGUCAAACAGGUAGGUGAAGGCGGGAGCGGGCGACGCGUGGGUGGAGGAGCAGGUUUGGCGCAUGGAGAUUUACGUAUCGUUUGGCAUCAUGGCGCUCGGGCUGCUCUCCCUAUUGGCCGUCACCUCCCUGCCCUCCGUCUCCAACUCACUCAACUGGAGAGAAUUCACCUUCAUCCAGUCCCAGCUGGGCCUGGGGGCGCUGCUCGUCAGCACGCUGCACACACUCGCCUUCGGAUGGAACCGGGCCUUCGACGGAAAGUUCUACAAGUUCUGCCUGCCCCCCACCUUCACCCUCACCCUGGUGGUGCCCAGCGCCAUUAUCCUGGCCCGAGUGGCCCUGCUCCUGCCCUGCGCCCACCGCAGGCUGAUGCGGAUCCGCAGGGGCUGGGAGAGGAGGAGCUCCGCCCAGAUCAUGACGCCCAAUCGCAUGGAGGAAGCGCCGGAAAGUUCCAGCACCCUGUAAGAAGGAGAUGCCCAUUGCCCCUGUGGGUUCAGCUAAGCCGUAUAUACUGUGUAUACCUCUCUCAGGGAAUGGGGGGCCCCACGCACAAACCUACAGGGGGGCUGCUGCCCCCAGUCCUGUAACACAGGCUUCUGCCCGAAACUCCUACUGGGUCCAACAUAUUGGGGUCUCUCAGGGGCACAGAACCGGAACCAAAGGCACUGGGACCAACCCCUGGUUCAGCCUGGUACUGUGAGUGCUGAUAGCCAGUAACUGCUGGGGGGCUCCCCAAACUGAACCCCCACAG